Messenger RNA from Rhinichthys klamathensis goyatoka, 1869 nucleotides. RefSeq names its product nuclear speckle splicing regulatory protein 1 (gene nsrp1). Gene Ontology annotation, biological process: regulation of alternative mRNA splicing, via spliceosome. The record is from RefSeq and is a predicted model, not a curated record. Lineage: Eukaryota; Metazoa; Chordata; Actinopteri; Cypriniformes; Leuciscidae. The transcript is spliced from 7 exons. Bases 28 to 1566 code for a protein of 512 amino acids.
CGUAAGCCAGAUAGUUUUGGAAGCAAGAUGGCGACCUCUGGUAAACAGUAUGGACUCAUUUUGCCUCAGAAGAGUGCAUCAAAAUCUGCCCUUCUCUCCCGGCCCUCUGUGUUUGGAGAUGAUUCUGAUGAUGAGACCUCUGUUGGGGAGAGCUUGAAGAAGGAGGCAGCCAAAAAGAAGAUGAUGAAGCAGACCCGUCUUGAGAUGCAAAAGGCACUUCAAGAGGACAGCACUGUCUAUGAAUAUGACAACGUGUAUGAUGAUAUUCAGAAAGAGAGACUGGAAAGCAAUAAAAAAUUGCUAGGUGGCACAGAUAAAAAGCCCAAGUAUAUUAACCAGCUGCUCCGUGCAGUGGAGGAGAGAAAGAAGGAACAAGAACGUCGUGAUGAGAGGAAAAUUCAGAAGGAAAGAGAAGCAGAGGGCGAGAUGUUUGCUGAUAAAGAGGCUUUUGUCACCUCAGCUUAUCGCCAGAAGCUUAAAGAAAGACAGGAAGAGUUGGAGAGAGAGAAGAGGGAAGCAGCGUUAGAAGCUGCACUGGAUGUCAAGAAGCAAAAAGAUCUCAGUGGAUUUUAUAGACAUCUUCUCAAUCAGACAGUCGGAGAAGAGGCAGUUCCUGAUCGUAGUGCUCAAAGAGAGGACAAAGCCACAUGCUCUGCACCAGCAGAAAGGUCACCGACCCCGGAGCCCACACUGAAACAAAGAGAGAGCGAGGCUGAAUCCCACAGUGAUGAGGACCAGAGCGAUAACAGAGCAGUGUUCAAUAAAACAACCACAAGCGGCAACCACUCAAAACGCCAAUACAGACAAAAAUCCCCUCAUUCAGACAGUGGUGACGAGCAAGACCGGGAGAGGAAAGAGAUUAGAGAAAGAACUCUCAAAGAUAGAGACAGGGAUAGGACAAAGGAGAAGGAGAGGACAAGGGACAGAGAGAGAGAGGACAAGCACAGUCAUAGAAAGGAGGACAGGGACCGCAGAAGAGAGAGGGAACGAGACAGGGACAGAGAAGAGGAUAGAGGCCGAGACAGGAGGGAAAGGGACAGAGACGACAGACAUGGUAAGAGGGACAGACGAAACAGCAGUCCAAAAGAUAGAGAACGGGAGCGGAAAGGACAACAAGAUCGAGACAGAAAAGACAACAGCCCCAAGGACAGAGAACGGGACCGCAAAGGAGAGCGAGAUCUGAGGGACAGAGAAAGCCAGAAAAUGGAGGAAGAAAGCCAGAAAAUGGAUGGAGAAAGCCAGAAAAUGGAUGGAGAAAGCCAGAAAAUGGAUGGAGAAAGCCAGAAAAUGGAUGGAGAAAGCCAGAAAAUGGAUGGAGAAAGUCAGAAAAUGGACAGCAAAGGGAAAAUCGGGGAUGAAGAAAAGAUAAGCGAGGGGAAAACUGACAAUGCUAAAGAAGAAGAAAAGGUAAUGGAAACUGAAGAUAAAGGUGAAGCAAAACAGGAACCUAGUAAAUUUGCUAAACGCAGCUGUGACCAGACUGUAAAUUCAGCCAGAGAGAGAUACUUGGCCCGGCAAAUUUCUCGUUUUUCUGCGAAACCCUACAUUGAAAAAGAUGACGACUAGCAAAUGGAUUGACCAUUAUAUCUCACUUUUGAAGACAUUGUAUGUUUCCCUCUUUGAAACAGAUAUUGGUUUGGUAAAGGCAAAUAAUUAAAAUACUUUAUGGUUUAUGAACGUGGGAAGAAUUGAGCUUAUUGGGUGCUUUUUUUGGUGUGAAUUUCACUUUAAAUGUAUAAUUGUCCGUGAGUGUUAAUAAAAUAAACUCAAAUGGUACCAAUUGUAGCAAAGCUUUUUAGGGGCCGUUUACAUGACAUCGUUUUGAAUUAAAAACGGAAAACUUGUGCGUUCUGGCCAAGCGGCAACCUU